Salvia miltiorrhiza (redroot sage) is the source of this 2539-nucleotide messenger RNA. RefSeq lists its product as uncharacterized. The record is from RefSeq and is a predicted model, not a curated record. The transcript is spliced from 2 exons. NCBI's taxonomy places the organism in Eukaryota, Viridiplantae, Streptophyta, Magnoliopsida, Lamiales, Lamiaceae. The coding region runs from base 831 to 2336 and encodes 501 amino acids.
AAGAAGGUCCAAACGGCGCCGUCGGGCUUUAGCCCGGCGAUAUUCGGUGCCGGCUUUUACCUCUCCACUUCCUUCUAUAAAUAUCACUCUCAUUUCAACAUUUACAUUUUCUCCUUCUCCAAUAUAACCUCUUUUUACGCCUUCUUUUUUCCCCCUUUUUUCCAUGUUAAAUACUUUCUGUUUGACUGCGUCUGCACAAAACUUGUUCAAGAUAAAGCAGUAAUUCUCGUCAAAAUUGGUAGUUACGAGGAGAAAUUGGCUGUGCUCGUUGAAGGGUGAUAGGUUGAAUUAUUGGGAGGAGAAAAAAAAAAAGAUGAGGAUUUUGAGAACAAUUGAGUCCUCUUCGUGCCCUAGUUUGUGUGGAUUUUUGGUUGUGGAAGCUUAUCCCAAAAGUGUCUCCCGCCUGUGUUUGGAAGGUUUGAGGAGAUUGGUGGAUUAGGGUUGGAUGUGAACUUCAUUUGAUUUUUCUUGAUAUUUAUUAGAGGUAAUAUCUGAUUUCUUGUUCUUUUCUGGGAUUUCAUCCGCUUGUUCUUGGUUGUCCUUGGAUUUUCUAGUUCCUUAUGCUCUGUUUUAGAUAAGAUUGGGGUAUGAGUGUCGUUUGAGAUUUGGGAUUUAGGUUGAUGCGUGUGUAUUGUUGGGAGUGGUUUAGAGAUGAAUAAAUUUAGGGUUUUGAUGGAGGUAGGAGUUUGCAGCUGGGAUUGACACGAUGCGUAUGUUCAUAUAAGGAUUGCAUUUUGUUUAGAUGCUUAUUGGGGGUGAAAUUAGUCGGUCCAACGCCUAAAAUAUUGCCGACUCACGAAAGGGGUACUUUUUUUUUGUUGUUGUAUGUGAUGGGAGAUACACUUCUGACUGGUUUGUCAAUGGAGAAUCAUCACCCUUCAACCAUCUUGUCCAUGGAUUCAAGUGCCUCAUCCUCCCAUGAAGAACUAGACCUUGAGAUGAAUCGCCAAGUUAUUUUGACCCGCCCACCUGAUAUCAAUUUGCCCCUUUCAGCUGAGCGAAGCCCCCCUCCACAGCCUUGGAAUCCUGAACCGUGUGAUAUUCUUGAUGUUGGGCUAGGUACUCAAAUAUACGAGACCGAGAGUUUCCUUGUUGCCCCCAAGGUUGGGAGGAAAUGUGCGAAAAGGGUUGAUAGCAUCUGGGGUGCUUGGUUUUUCUUCAGCUUUUACUUUAAGCCAGUGCUGAAUGAGAAAUCAAAGGCAAAAAUAAUACGGGAUAGUAAUGGAGUUUCUGGAUUUGAUAAAUCCGAUCUGCAGCUCGAUACUUUCAUGGUUCAACAUGAUAUGGAGAACAUGUAUAUGUGGGUGUUCAAGGAAAGGCCCGAGAAUGCUCUUGGUAAGAUGCAGCUGCGCAGUUAUAUGAAUGGGCAUUCUCGUCAAGGAGAGCGUCCCUUCCCUUUUAGCGUUGAUAAAGGCUUUGUCCGGUCUCACCGGAUGCAGCGGAAACAUUAUAGGGGUCUUUCAAAUCCUCAGUGUGUUCAUGGCAUUGAGGUUGUUCCCUCCCCCAAUCUUAUGGCUCUGGAUGAAGAUGAUCGGAAAAGAUGGACUGAACUCACUGGGAGGGAUGCUAGCCUCACCAUUCCACCUGAAGCUAGUGACUAUGGUUCGUGGAGGAAUCUUCCAAACACUGAGUUUGAGCUUGAAAGAUCUGCUCCAGUGAAGGCUAAUCCACAGUCCCACACCAAGAAGCUGCUCAACGGAUCUGUGCUGAAUCUGUCGACUCAGCCUACCACUCAUAGCAACGGGGAUGUCCUUGACCUCUCGCCUGUCAACAACAAGAGGAAGAAAGAUUUUUUCUCACAGGGGAAUGAUGAGGACUGUUUUCUGGCAGUGAAUGCUCCUGAUCGUGCCCCUGAUCUCGAAGUUCACCCAAAUGGGCCUCACUGGUUGCAUGAGUUUAGUGGAGUGCUGAGGAACGCCUAUGGUCCGGUCACAGCUGCCAAAACAGUCUAUGAGGAUGCAGAAGGUUAUCUCAUCGUUAUCAGCCUGCCUCUCGUGGAUCUUCAGAGGGUGAAAGUCUCGUGGAGGAAUACCCUCACCCACGGAAUCAUUAAGGUCUCGUGCAUAAGUACUUCUCGCACGCCAUUCAUCAAGAGACACAACCGGACGUUCAAGCUUACGGAUCCAUCAUCGGAGCACUGCCCGCCUGGAGAAUUCGUUAGGGAAAUCCCACUCUCAACUCGAAUUCCUGAAGAUGCCAACAUAGAAGCUUACUACGACGGCCCUGGAACAGUGCUCGAGAUAUUGGUGCCAAAACUGCGCGAGGGGCCGGAGGAACACGAGGUCCGCGUCUGUCUUCGUCCUCACCACGGAGGUAAUGAUCUCAAACUGACCUAAAAUGCCAUUCUUGGUGAGCAGGGUGGUCGUCGGAGACUAACAUUGUUUAUGUAGGGCUGUAGACGAAUCGAAUGCAAUAUGGUUUCUAUUAUUUGUUAUAUAUUCGGUUUCUGAAGCUCUUAAAAUGCUGUGGUUUUUUAUCCCAUGCAUCUAGUUUGAUUUAAGUUGUAAUUGUUUUUGUUAUGGAAAUUAUAUUUGAAUUA